AUGGAGCCCUUGACUCUUCUACAGGGGCUUAAGCAACUAGAUUUUCGAAGCAAAUCUACCAAGCAUUUAUGGAUUGCAUACAAAAAAAGAUUAAAGGAAGUGGCUCCAACAAUUGAUUUUAACCAGUUGUCCAUGUUGAUUCUAAAUAUACCUUUAUUUGUUGACAGGAAUUUUGUAUUGCUUGAAUCACUGAUGGGUAAUCUUAUUAACAAAUCAUUUACCGGGCAAUUUGACAGUCACAAAUCACUAAUUAAUUUGCUGAAACAUUUAAGAUCAAUUGGCUAUACUAAUAGCUCGUUUGUCGAAUAUGUGACUGUUUAUUUUGACCAACUUGCAUUAUCUAAACUUAAUAUACAUAUGUUGGCUGAUUUGUGCAAUAGUAUGGAAAAUUGCACACAAGAAUUUACUUCAAAAUUAUCCAAUACAUUCCACUUUCUACUAAAAUCGAUCGAUUUGGACAUUUCUGCAUAUAGUAGUAUAGAAUCAGCUGCUAAAUGUUUAAUUGGAUUAUCCAAACUUUCUAACGGAUUGGAUCGUGAAUUAUCAAAUAUUGGUAAGCAGUUAUUGAGCAGAUUACAGCCAUUUUCCGAACCUCUAACGCCAUUAUUGUUACUUAAUUCAAUAAUUAGAGAUGAAACCUUUGAUGUGGAAUUGUAUGAUCAGUAUAUAAACGAUGCACUGGCUAAAAUAAAUUAUGAGAAUGUAUCAAAGGAAAUUGUAAGUAAUUUGUUACAAUUAUCAUCCAAAAUCAGGACAUUGCCGAAUAUUUUUUUUAUUAACGAUGUCAUAACCAACUCACUUAAUUCAAAUUUGAUAAUCUACAAUGGAGUUGAUACUAUAGAACUACUACACUUAUGUAUCAAAAUGGAGAAUUGUGAGAUAGCUAUACGAAUAAUUGAUAAUAUGAAGAUCGGUAAAUUGAGUUACAAUGAAUGCUUAGCAUUGCUGGACUGCUUUUACCAUCUGAAGAAUAAAUUCAAUAUCGAUAUUGUGAAGGCCGGGUAUGUAAUGGACCAAAUAAAUUACCAGUUGUGUUAUAAACCCGAAGUUCCAUUAUUGAAGAAACUAAAGUUGGGAUAUGUUGAACAACAAACAAUUAGUCCAAUUAGUGGUGAGGUAAUUACCCAAUUUUGCUAUAUUGCAUCAAUCGCAGCCGAAUUUGAUGAAUCAUUUGACGCGGCACAACAUAUGGUUAUUUCAAUCGUAAAUAGCAUUAAAUCUCAAUAUUUGUGGUCAAAACUAACACCAAUAGAUAUACACAACUUACUGUCUUCCAUAAGCAAGCUAAAAAUUAGACAAGUAGAUACAUUGGAUACUAUAGCAACGCUUCUGGACGGUAUAAAUAUUGACCAUGCUCUAAAUGUUAAAAUAACCAAAUCAUUUGCAGAACUUGGCUACCCUUGGGUUGAGUAUUCUAACGUUUUUAGUAGGGGGAGGAAGUAUUUAAUUGCCAAGUUUGCAAGCUCCAAUAAUUCACAUUUGUUUAUUCACAACACAAGUAGUAAGGGUGCUAGCAUCAUUCGUAAUGAUGAUUGUUUAAAGGCAAACUUUUUGUAUGGAUUUGCAACAAGAAGUAAUGUUAUACCGUUCAGAAUCAGCAAAUUGGUAAAUCGAAACCUGUGGAAUGUACCUUUUAAUUGGCACCAUUUGUUUAAUGGUUCAAACUGUGACACUCACAAAGUAGCAUUGGAUAAAUUGGAGAAUAUGAUUAGUGAUAAUGGGUAUAAAGUAUUUAAAAGGAAUGUAAAGUGGAAGGGGUUGUUUAAUGUAGAUAUCCUUGCGAUUAAAUGUAAUAUUAGCAAGCCUGGCAAACCCAGUAAAUCAUUUACCAAAAAUUUUGUUGCAAUAAAUUUGCUGAUGCCUGGAGAUUUCUACACAGAUGGAUCAGUUGUAUCCCGCAAACGGCUACAACUACACCUACUGGCACUAGACAUUGAUACCUUGAAUGUACAUUAUGAGGAGGUACUGAGAUAUAGACAAAAUAUAGCGACCCAAAGUAAUGAAGUUGAGAGACCAAAUUAA
Molecule: messenger RNA, 2022 nt
Organism: Babesia microti strain RI
Lineage: Eukaryota; Apicomplexa; Aconoidasida; Piroplasmida; Babesiidae
Exons: 2
Coding region: 1-2022 (673 amino acids)
Source: RefSeq, a predicted model, not a curated record